AUGUCGUUCUGUAGGAUAACCGGCCGUAGUAGGGGACUACCUAAGCCAAAUUACUUUCCGCUUCUUGCCCCAAUAUCUCCAGCGGAUGCGAAGCGUUGCUGCAGGAUCACCGGAAAAUCUUAUGGUUUGCCUACUCAUCACUACAUUCCAGUACUUUUAACAUCAAGUUCUUCUAAAACGAAAUGUAAGAUAACCAAUGUAGCAGGAGAACUAGGGCCGCAUCAUUAUGCACCUGAAAUUAAUUAUGGCAAUAGGAAACAUGAAAUGCUUCCUGAUUUUAGAUACAUAUUUCCAGUUUUGGACGGAUCUACUGAGGCUCAAAAGGCGUUAAUGGAUUUGUUAUUGACGAAACAAAUUGCCGAGGAAAAGCGGUAUGUUUACACGGUGCAAGAAAGACGUUGUAAUUUGGUGUUUUCCGCUCGAAUGGAAGCGGCUGUGCGCGACGGUGAUGUUAGGGACGUAAUGCUUGCGAAAGACUCUGAUACUGUUCUUAUUAAAACAAAACAAGGUCGCAGUGUUUCAAUGAAUUUUAAAGAUUUCACGGAAGAUGUAGAGAUGUACGAAGGUGAGGGACCAAACGCAGAAGUAUUAAGACAAAGAGAACUAGAGGAAUUAAAAGAGAAAAAGAAGAAAAGGAAGAGGGCAGCAGGACUAUCUUCAAUGACAAAAAUAUUUGAAACGAAGGAAAGACUUGCAGAAGUUCAAGAGCUUGAGGAAGAAAAAGCGCGGCAAGAUCGCUUAGCUAAGAAAGCUAAAUUGGAAGAAAUAAAACAUGAAAAGCAUGAUGCAAAAAGUUUUUCGUGUAAUAAUUUUAAUAUUAAUCAUAUGCGUUCUAAGUCAAGUAUUAUUAUGUGUAAUGGAGAUUGGAAAGAUCAGGUUCAUCCGUUGAUAGAAACUUGGGAUUGGGAUUUAUUUGAAAAAGAAGUGAACGAUGAGAAAUUUACUCCCAAUACUACGAUACUACCUUCGCCCGUUAAAAUUACACCUUAUCAUUGUGAGACGGAAAUAUACCAAGUUGAUAAAAAUAUUAGUGAAGUGACAAUUUCCCUAGAAAAUGUACCUUGUGUUAAUCCUUUGAAACCAAUUACAAAUCGUCCGUCUGAAACAAUAUUACAAACUGUAAAAGAACUUUCUGCGGAGCGCUUAACUGAAACCGCAGAUGUUACUGAAAAAUUACUUGAAGGAAACAAAAUUGAUAUGUUACCUAAUUUAGAAACCUUACCAGAUGUUAUAAAAAAUAUAAAAAAAGGGAAAAGAGAAAAAAUUGCAAAAAUAUCGGGAUUAACUUUAGAUAUAAAUAAAGCAAAAACUUUCAUUCCUGGUCAACACGUAAUUACACCUCAAGGACCUGUCUUUAUACCUGGACAAACUGUUGAAACACCAGUUGGACCAAUUUUUGUUCCUGGUUUAACCGUGAAUACGCCUACUGGACCAGGUCUCAUACCAGGUCAUAUAUUAGCUUCUGAAAACACACAGGAACCCUUUUUCCUACUAGGGCAAGUUUUACCAACCACAAAUGGUGAAGAAUUCGUAUGUGGCCAAUCAAUAAAAACUAAAGAAACAUAUCGUUUUACGGAGGGCCAAACUGUUUUAUCCGAAGAAGGAUUAAAAUUUAUACCGGGAAAAAUUAUUAAUAAUGGAUCUGAAGACGUUUUUGUGCCAGGUCAAACAAUCAUGACACCGGAAGGUGUGCAAUUUGUUCCCGGUCAAACUGCAACGGAAAACGGUGAAAUUAUUUUUACACCGGGUCAAAACGCGAAAAUAAAUAAUGAAUGGCAAUUUAUUCCUGGACAAGUGGUUCAUCAGGACGACGAAUUGCAUUUUAUUCCUGGAGCAACCUUAGCUACACCGAACGGACUUAAAUUUGUGCCUGGUCAGACUGUAACAAGUAAUGGAGAAAUAUGUUUCGUGCCUGGAAUUACGAGAACAAGUAAAAAAGGUUUGGAAUUUAUUCCUGGAACUACUGUGGAAACAAUAGACGGGCCUAAAUUUAUAGAAGGUCAAAUUGUGCAUACUGACUCCGGCCAGAAGUUUUUACCCGGAAAAACAACUGUUAAAACUGAUGGUCAUAUAGAAUUUUCUAUUGCAAAAUCUAUUGAAGAUAUUAAUUUCACUGAAGGCACUCCUACAGGGUUGCCAAUAGACAUUAGAACUUGUUCUCUGUCCGAAGAGUCGUUAUAUGUUUUUGGACAUAUGGUUCAAACCACUAAAGGCAUUGAAUUUUAUCCCGGACCUAGGGUGCCUAAAAUAGAAGGUAAAGUUGUCCCCGGUAGACUUGUCAAGAAUGAACUUAAUGAAUCUCGGUUUGUUCCUGGAAUGAUGGUCGAAGGAGUUUUUGUACCAGGACAGAUAGUGUUUACUGAGAAUGGCGAGCAGUUUGUUCCAGGUCAAGUGGUUGAUACAGCAGAAGGUCCAAAGUUUGUACCAGGACAAGUAGUAAACACAAAAACUGGGCCAAAAUUCGUGCCUGGUCAAACGAUUCAUACAAUUGAUGGUCCACGUUUUGUUCCAGGACAAAUUAUAGAAACUAAAGCAGGCCCAACUUUCAUACCUGGACAAGUUAUUUGGACUGAAGAUGAGGGAUCACGAUUUGUUCCUGGACAAGUUGUGGAUACCGAAGAGGGUCCAAGGUUUGUUCCAGGCAGAGUUAUUGAAACCGAUGAUAACGGGGUAACAUUCAUACCUGGUCAAAUCGUACAAACACCCGAGGGUCUUAAGUUUGUUGCUCCAGAUCUCAUUGAAGGUGACGAAGGUCUUGAGUUCUCAGUGCAAAGUUUUGUUGUUACCCCUGAGGAGUUGAAACUUUUAAAGGUGAAAACAAAUCCAAAUGACACUACCUCUACUAAGGGUGAGCUUACAAUUGACACUAAUAUGUUGCGCCAAUUAUCUGAAGCAGGAAUGUCUAUAGGCAGACAAGUACCAGCCGAUUUGCCUGCAAUAAAUGUAAUUUUAAAUCAAACAAGAAACACUGAAGCGUUGAAGGCAUUUGUUACCGAUUUUGGACUAAAAGAUGAUAUUGCAAAUCAGCUAAUGGAAGUUAUAACUUCAAUAAUCGAAAUGAGUGUUCACCUUAAGUCCGACAUACAAGAAAACCAAGGAGAUGGUAAUGGAUCCAAAAAAACAAGAUUUAAUAAAAAGCGAACGGAAGCUUUACAAUGCAAUAGUUACGAUGACGAACAAAAUAUGCAACAAGAAAAUGUAAAAAAUUCAAUUGCCGCAGCAGUUUUGGCAGCUUUAGUAACAGCCGAACAAUUUGAAGAAAUAAACAAUAAUAAUGGCAAGGAAAAAUAUCAACUAAUAUUAAAAUCUAUAGAUACCAUAUUAGGUAAAGCUAUUGAUGAACAUUUUGUAUCUGCUAUGUUUAAAAUUCUUCGAACGGAGGAAAGCAAAGAAACACUUCGAGAGGAAAUUUUAGAUAAUUCGUCAAAACCAAAGAUAGAAUUAAUUAAAAUUGCUUUAAACAAUACUUUACAUAAACAUUCCUUGAAAGAAGAAGAUAUAAUUAAAAAAUUUAGUGAUUUUCUGAGCAGUGAAAAUGAAGUAUUGGGCCCUGCAUUCAAAAAUAUCUCUAAUAAUGAUGCAAGUAUUCUAAAUCACGUAUUAAAUCACAUCUCGGAAUCGAUAUCCUUUAUCAAAACUGACCAUGAAGCCGCAGAAACACUUCAAAAAGUAAUCGUUUCUGCUGUUCAAGAAUCAUCUAUAAAGGCAUUAGAUGAUAUUUUACAAGAAGCUGAUGGCAACAAUGUUAAAGAGUUGAUUGUGCAGUCAAUUGGUCUUGCUCGAAUACUUGGGAUGAGCGAUGUUGCCAAAAAAUUAUCAAUAAGUCUCAAGAGUGAACAAAACUUGACACAGCUGUCUUCUGACUCCGCAUGUUUAAAUAUCUUGAAAAGAGUAACGGUUAUGAGAAAACUCGCUGAUAAAGCACCUAGCUUAUAUUCAGCAUUACGGAAAUUAGAAAAUGACCCUGAGUUAGCUCGGACAGAUCCUAAAUUAAGGGAUUUAGUUCGAGAAAGCGCAGCACUAAUGAUUAUUCCUGAAGAUCCACCAUUGAUGACAUCUGAUGAUGUUCCGCUAAGUUUACUCCAGCCAGAAAACAGUCUUGCAAUGGAAGAUUUCUUGUUCCAGCGUAAGAAACAUCCGGGAGCGUUGUUAAUUAUGAAGAAAGGUUUGCAGGCUGUGGUGCCAAGAGAGGCUAGCCGAGCUGUACUUACUGGUCAAAUUGCUUACACAGUUUUAGAUGAAAAUGGUAUAAGACAUUUUGAACCACUUCAUGUUUUCUCUGCUCUUAACCUUAGUCAACCGACUGCACAUCGAUUCAGCAUGUACAGUUGUCCAGUGGUAGAUGACCAAGAUGAAGAUCUUCAAACUUUCACUGGUUAUUGCAAUAUAAGUAACAGUCAAAGAAUAACUAAAUUUGGUGGAUGGAGUCGACGGUAUAGCGGAGUUUUACUCGAAAGGGAAAAUACAAGAACCAGAAUGAGGAGUUUAGAAAAUACUCCCAGUUAUAAACGUUAUUCUUCGAGAUCACAGUCUAGAUCUAGAUCUAGUUGUAGCAGAAGUCCAUCUAAGAUAGAGGACGUAGUUGUAGCGUCAUCUGACUACACAGCUGCAACUGAUGAUGAAGUAUCUCUCAAAGCCGGUGAUAUUGUCGAGGUUCUCGACACCAAGUCCGCUCACGGAGCCAAGAAACCGCGGCUGGAUUCUGAGCUAGACGUCCAGGCUCAACUACUGGACGCUUCUGCCGCCAAGCACAAGCUAGCUGUACGACCGAAAAAGAAUCAUCCGAAGAGCAAAACGAAGUCGUAUAAAACUGCUGAUGGAGAAAGGUUGCUGGUACGCGUUGUGGAGGACGUGGAGGAUGGACAGCUCCGCACGCGACAGGGUUGGGUGCCCGCGCAGCUGCUUAAGGAGAAGAAACCUGAACGUGAUCUGACAGCGCUGGCUGCUAGACGACAGGCGGUGGUGCGCGAGCUGAUCGAGACGGAGGAGGAGUUCGGGCGCGACAUCCAGCAGGUGGUGGCGCGCUACAUGCGGCCGCUGGACAAGGCCACCACGCCCAAGCCCGUCUUCGACAACCGAGAUCUGUUGUUCUCUAACUUCAAGCAGAUCUGCGAGUUUCACAACACGUCCCUGCUAGAAGGUAUCAAGUACUACGCGGGGGAGCCUCGAAUGCUGGGUCGCGCCCUGUUGCGGAUGGAGCGCGAGUUCGACAAGCACGUGGCCUACUGCCGUGACGAGCCCAGGGCACAACACCUGCUGGCCAACGACCCAGUCGUUAGCAAGUACUUCCAGAAUAUUGCAGACAAGCUCGGCGACGACAAAGGUCUUGCCGAACACCUCAAGCUUCCCAUACAAAGGAUCAACGAUUAUCAGCUCCUAUUGAAGGAACUUGUAAAGUACUCGAAACGUCUCGGCGAAGACUGCACAGAUCUACAGAACGCCCUAGAACUUUUCCUCGGCGUUCCGAAUCGUGCCACCGAUAACAAGUUCAUAUCAAGCAUCGAGGGAUACCGUGGAAACAUCUACAAACUUGGCCGUUUGCUCACCCACGACUGGUUUACGGUUUCCGUUGCAGAAAAGUCCAGUGAGAGAUACUUGUUUUUGUUCAAAGCUAGAAUCUUGAUCUGCAAAGUCAAGAGGAUCGAAGACGACAGAUCAGUUUUUAUACUUAAGCACAUUAUCAAGCUCCCUGACGUCGAAGUCAAGGAUUAUCCAACAGACAAGCUCAAAUUCGAGCUUCAUCAGAAGUCACCACCGCUGAUCUUCACCCUCGCGGCGCAUAAGGAGUCAGUUAAGAAUAAAUGGCUUAAGGAAAUCAGACAGCACUCCAGUGAAGUUGUUGCACUAGCUGAACACGCAGCUGACGAUCUUCAGGUAUUAUUACCAGAACAAACGACAUCAGAAUCGGAAUAUCUGUCCUCAGAAUCCGAAGACAAAAAAAAGAAAAGGCAGCAUACAGAUAACUCCCAAGUGGAAGAAGAAAAUCCGAAUAAGGAAAAGCGAUCUCGAAUAGAGGAAGUUCAAGUUACUGAAAUACUGACCAGAGAAGAAUCUCUUGAAGAGCUGCAAACAAAAAGAAAAGCAUCUGUAGAAAGUGCUCAAUCGAAAAAAGCGGCUAGAUCCGAAAUACAAGAAGUAUCAUCCACAAGCGAGGCUCACGAAGUGGUAAUUGCAGACAAUACCAAAAUUACAGCUGAGCUUGAAAUUCAAUCGUCAGUUGAUAUACAAGAAAACGAGAUUUGUGAAAUUCAAUCCACAAAAUAUCUUACUGAACAAAUUAAACUCAAAAUAAAAUCAACUGAAGGAAAAAGCGGAGAAACUACAGUACAUAAAAAUUCGAACGUUAUAUUGACUGAGGCUGAAAAAGUAGUAGAAGAAAGCAUUGCUUUAGAUGAAAUAAAAAACAUAGAGACUGACGAGGCAGAAGGAGUUAGUUCUGCAAUUUUAAAAGCACAAGUUGAGAUACGAAACGAAGAAACGUUAAUUGUUCCCUCAGAAGUUUCGACAGAAGAGCCAAAAGCGGGAAUAUUUGUUCAAGAAGAAUCUUCUACGGUUUCACUAUCAAAGCAGACGAAAGUUACCUUAGAAAGCUCAUCAGGGGAGCAAUCGUCACAAACAUCUUACCAGGUGCUAACUGAGCAAACACAAGCUGCUAAUCCAAUCUGUGAAAUUAAUAAUCAGCCUAAUAAAGAGGAAUCUCUUGACCAACAACUACAGAAAAAAACUGGAUCAAAUACAGUUCAGUCUACUAUUUUGUCAUCUGCGGAAUACAGUGACUUUACAACUAAAAUAAAACAAGACUUAGGGGAAACAAUAUCCAACAAAACAUCACAAGUUUCUUCCGUUGGACAAACUACAUUAACAGCAGCGGAGCAGCCUAUAAUUAGAAAAGACAAUUCAACUCCUGAAAACCAGGCUCAAUCUACUGUACAAACAUUUUCACAGCAACAAACUGCAUCUAUAUCACAAAAUUCAGUAACUGAAGCAACUAGUACUAAAGUUUCGAAUUCCCAACAACAAGUACACUCUUUUGACGAAUUAUCUGAACAAAAACCAUAUAAAUUUGUAGAUGAAUAUAUUGAACAACCAGCGGUAACUACAACCACUGUAGAAUCACCUGAAGAAGACAAAAAUCAGAUAAAUAAUUCAUUAUUUAGUAAAGAAAAAAGUGUGUCAGAAGACCACACUGCUAAUGAAAUUGUUGAAGAAACAAAUGAUCAAGUUGCAGUAACAGACUCGCAAAGGAAAUACAAUAAAGACGAUAAAGUACAAGAAUUAAGCGCCGCUGGCGCAGAAUCACUAGAAGGAGUUGUUACAAAUAGUCAAACUGUAACCGCACAAGAAAACGUUGAAGACGAGAUGUCGUCGAGGUAUAAUAGUCGUAGCUCGAGGUUGUCUGGAGAAUAUUCCAGCAGCACCCGAAAGUCUAGCAGUGGUCGGUAUGAGUCAUCUACUGGGACGAGCUUAUCAUCUUACUCCAGACGUGAGAGUGGCGCUAGAAUAGAAAGCAGUAAAUACGAGACAAGCGGUAACAUUGAAGGAGUUAGCUCCUCCAAAUACGAGUCUAAAUAUUCGAGCGCAGGCGCCCGGAUAGAAGGAGGUAUUACCUAUGGCGUCGAAUCUAGCUAUGAAAGUAAGGCAGAAGGAGGAUCAAAAUAUGCUCUUGAAUCUAAUUAUGAAUCUUCAAAUAAAAUCGAUAGCAUUGCAUCGAAAUAUGGCAUUGACACUAAUGGAAAAAUCGAAGGUCGGUCCUCAAAGUACAGUGCCCAGAGCAGCUAUGACGGAGACAAGAUUGAAAGCGGAGAUAAAAUUGAAUCCUCCAUCGAGGCAACUAGUAAAAUUGAUAGUAUUGCUUCAAAAUAUGGACGAGACAUCAAUGGAAGGGCUGGAGGCCGUUCAACAAGGCUUAGCAUUGAUACGGGUUAUGACGGCGAAAAUGAGAGCGGUACUAGGAUCGAAUCUGAUUACCAGAAAUCAAUAAACGGGGAAUCUAUUUACGAAAGAAAAUACUCCAAAACUGCUUUGUCUAACGGUUCAGUGACUGGAGAAUAUGAAUCAACAAAGUCUGUCACGAAAUCUGAAACUUUAGAUGGGAAACCUAUUUUCAGCAAGACCCUCGAAGGGCAGAACAUCGAGCCGGGUGAGAACGCGGCGUUUGAAUGCGCUCUUCUCGAAUCUGAUGAUGUGAAAGUGACUUGGCUGAAGGACAACAAGCCUUUAACCGACCGGCUGAUGGACCGCUGCUCUAUAACAUCGAUCGAAGGCAGCCACAAAUUGCUUCUAAUGCACUGCAGGGAAGAUGACGCAGGCACCUACACGGCUCUUGCAGAGAACGUAAAAGGCAACGCCCAUUGCACAGCUCAGUUAGUCGUCCAAGAGCUGACACCAGAAGAAAGAAAAGAAAGGAACGCACUUAAUGCGCCCUACUUUUUGGUGGCGCUUAAGGAUACUGAAAUUUUGCAAAACACUUACCUACGGUUUAUGAUCCGGGUCAAGGGUGAUCCCAACCCAACUGUUAAAUUCUAUCGAGGCGGCAAAGAGAUCAUCACUACGUCGGAGAGCGACCGCGUAUCCAUUGUCCGCACUCACGCUGACAAGGGCUAUUACGAAUUAGUGAUAUCUGACGUGAACACAAACGACGCCGGCACCUACUCCUGCCGCGCCAUGAACAUCUACGGCGAUGUGGAGUCCGAAGCUAAAGUCACUGUCGUUGAUGAUAAGAACAUUUUCGGCGAACUGCUUCCUGGUGGAGAGGGCCUACUGGCGAAAGGUGAAAAACCGGCAUUCACUUGGAAGAGGGAUGGACAGCCUUUCGACCCCGAAGAAAGAUUCAAGGUUCUUCUUGGGGACGACGAGGAUUCACUGGCACUGGUGUUCCAACAUGUGAGGCCAGAAGAUGCCGGUCUCUACACGUGUGUCGCCAAAACCAGCACCGGCAACAUCUCAUGUUCUGCCGAACUCACCGUACAAGGCGCAGUGCACGAACUGCACCGGGAGCCUGAGAAGCCCCGGCUGGUGGUGGAGCACCGCGAGGCGGUGGUGGCGGCGGGUGGCUCGGCCGUGCUCGAGCUGCAGUGCAAGGGCUUCCCCAAGCCCAGCGUCGCCAUUAAGCACCAAGGCCAGCUGGUGGAGCCCGACACUCGACACAAGUUCCUGUACGAGGACGAGGAGUCCAUGUCGCUGGUGAUAAAGAACGUGGGCCCCGAAGACGCGGGCGAGUAUCACGUGACGGCCAGCAACGAACUCGGCGAGGACACCACCACCAUGCACCUCGUCGUCAAGGCCGCGCCUAAAAUCAAGAAGAAGAUCGAGAACCAGUCCUGCAUGGUUGGUGACACACACACCGUGACCAUCGAGGUGGAGGGAACCCCCACACCAGAAGUCUCGUUCUACAAAGAUGGCGUCGAAAUCAAGAGUUCAGAACGCAUCGUAAUAGUCAAGGAGUCCGAGACGAUAUACAAGAUCACCAUAAAAGACGCCAAGCUAAUCGAUACUGGAUCUUAUUCCGUCGUAGCAAAGAACGAAGUGAACCAGUGCUCGGACUUCUGGCAGUGGCACGUGUCUUCAGCGCCGAAGAUCAUGAAGAAGUUGGGUAGUUCCAAGGUCUGCGAGGAAAAGGAGACUGUUAUAUUCAAGAUUGAGACAGAGUCCGACCCAGCACCUACUGUUAAAUGGUUCAAGAACAAAACGGAGUUGACAGAGUCCUCCGCGGUGAAGAUCUCGUCGUCCGGCGAGGCGCACUCUCUGGUCAUCACUUCAGCGGCCCGCGCUGAUGCUGGAGAGUAUUCUUGUGAGGUGCGCAACUUGCACGGCAGCGCGACGGACGCGUGCGCGCUGCACGUGCGCUGCGCGCCGCAGUUCGCGCGCCGCCUGCACGACGUCACGGCACGAGAAGGUGACGUCGACGUUGAGUUCACCGUCGAUGUAAACGCCUAUCCCGAGCCCAAAGUACAAUGGUACUUCGGAGACGUGGAAAUAACUGAAAAGAAAUCUGUGUACACUCGCGUGGACAACGGCAGUACACACAAGCUGAUCCUCAAGGAGGUGUCCGCGGAGCUCUCUGGACAGUACAGCUGCAAGGUCUCCAACGAACUGGGUGCCGACUCGUGCCAGGCCACCUUCACUGUCAACAGGAAACCCAGAAUCACCAAGAGCUUGGUAGACAUGACUGUUGACGCUGGCCAGACUCUCAAACUUGAGGUUGAAGUUGAAGGUUGCCCCGAACCUAAAGUCAAGUGGUACAAAGAUGGUAAAGAAGUUAACACCGACGCCAGAAUCAAGAUAGAAAGAGAUACUAAGAGGUUAGAGAACUAUAACUUAACAGUUACUCUUGUAAAGGAAGAAGAUGGCGGCGAAUAUGAAGUAAGGGCUGAAAAUGAAAUGGGCAGUGUAAGCUCCAAGAGUACUGUCACCAUACACACUAAAGAAGUUCAUUCGAGAUUCAAAAAAGAAACGGUAAUUGAGAAUGAAUUGGAAGAGGACAGCAAACUAAAAGAACAACAAGUAGUAGACGUAGUAGAUGAUAGAGACAAAAAAUCAGCAACUAAACAUAAAACACAGCCAGAAACAAUUGAAGAGAAGCCUAUUGAUGAUACCCUAAAACAGAUUGAGGUUAAAGAAAUAGAUCAGGCAAAUGCUGAAUAUGGUAAAAAAUCACUGACUGAAACGGAAGAAAUAGAAGAAAAAUCAUUUUGGGAUGACGUUGAUGAUGAUUUUAAAAUAAAAAAAUCAAAAGUUGAUGACAAUGAAACCAUUCCCAGUAAAUCAAGAAAGUCAUUUUCGGAACCAGAAAUAGCUGAAGAAAAAUCCUUUUGGGAUGAUAUUCAAAAAGAGCGUAAUGCCGUAGUAGAUGAGAUAAAUGAAGUACCACAAAAAGGUAGAAAAUCCUUUUCUGAGCCAGAAAAAUCCCUAGAAGUAUCAAUGGGUGACAACGAUUCAGAAAAAGUAAAAAGAGUGCGAGUCGAAGAUAUAAAGCGAGAACCAGAAAAAUGUCGAAAAUCAUUUUCACAACCUGAAGCUUUACAAGAGAAAAGUUUAUGGGAUGAAAAUGAAAACGAACGAAAUAAGAAGGCCGAAGUUAACGAUGUAAAAGAAAUUACAAUUAAACCCAGAAAAUCAUUUUCGAAGCCAGAUACCAUGGAAGAAAAAUCUAUAUGGGAUGAUAAACAAGAAGAACAAAUCCAAACGCCCAUAUUUGAAGAUGUCGAAAAUAAAAUGGAUCAAGGUAAAAAGGGUGUAACUGAACCGGAAGUUAUCACUGAAAUAAAAAUCGACGAUGACUUCAAGACUUCAAAACGUAAAUCAGUUAAAAGACAGUCUCUUAAAGAAGAACCACUAAGUGCUGAAAUUGAAGGCCGAGUGUUAGAAACAAUAACCACGUUCAAGACAGGCAACGACGGGUCUAUUAUUGUAUCUAAAGUCAGCAGCACCUGUUCUCACGGCGUUAUUAUCACAGGUCCAGCCGAAACACACACUUUGCAUAAAAUGACGUCAGAAUAUCAUGAUUAUGAUGAUGAGUGUACCAGAAAAAUUAUUCUACCAAACAAGCCGCACACCACUUCAUUAGAAGUGGAAGAAAUAGCAAGCCACAGCUAUUUCUUAACUGAACUUGGCUAUUAUACCGUGCCAGAUCAUGUAAGAAGGGGCACUUAUGGAAUAAUUGAAGAACCACAGACUGACUCAGAUGCUGAUAGCAUGAGAUAUGGAAAAUGUACCGCUAAUAGAACCAUCUCCAUCCAUUCCGUAUCUGAAGAUGAAAACAGCUGGCAAAAUGAGCCACUAUCUAGAGAAAUAUCAAUAGAAGACUUGUCAAAAUCAAUAUUUGAAAUCGAUGAAACUCACAAAGUCUUCAGCAAAGAUUCGUACGUUCGUCAGUCUUCAUUCAAAGAGGAUUAUUCUACUAAUGAUGGGGAAGAGGAAUCGAUUAUACUAAAAGAAAAACGUGAAAAAAUUUUCGAAAACGAUAUUACAGAGAAGCUAAUACACAUUUCUAAGGAAUUUGAUGAAACAGAUAUUAACAGUGUGGGAAACAAAAUUGAUGAAGUUAAAAACCGCCUUAUUGAGGAACUAGUUGUCGGGCAUGUGGCAAGUCCUGACAAUAUUACAAAGAACAUAGUUGAGACGACUGUGGAAAGGAAAACGAAGCACGGUGCAAAACUGUUUAUUGUGGAAGAGGAGGAGGAUGGGGAAAUGGAAGCGCUGCUAAGACGUAGUCAAAGACAGAGAAGCAUAUUAGACGAUAUCUUAAAUCAAGAAGACGCGAAAGCACCCCCUAAACUCAAAAAAAGCAGCAUGAAAGACAGCAAUGUGUUCGAAUCUCUACCCUUGGUCUUUACGGUUGAAGCUUGUGGUUCACCGAAGCCCACAGUUCGCUGGCUCCACGACGGGAAGGAGGUCAAGCCUGAUGCUAGGGUCCACGUGGUUAAUGAAGGCGAUUUGUACAAACUAGAGAUUGACAAGGCAGAGAUGGGAGACGCUGGCAAAUGGCAGUGUGAAAUCAGUAACAAUCUCGGAAAGGAUGUUCUUCAGGCAGAAGUUACCGUUAAACCUGAAAGCGAGCUCCGCAAGCCGAUCUUCAAGGUGCCUUUAGAAGCCCAGCGUGUGAUGCAGAGAGAACCAGUGACCCUGAAGGCGGUGUGCACAGCGGACCCGCUACCGCACGUGGCCUGGCUGCUCAACGGCAACGAGCUCACUCCAGAUGCCACACUCCUCAUGCAGGCUGAUACCGAGGACAUCGAACACGGACUCAAGCAGUGCACCUUCACUCUGCACAUUCCUACCGGCCGUCACGCGGAUACUGGCGUGUACACGAUUCAAGCGAAGAAUAAAUACGGAGUUGGCGAGAGUUCAGCGCGCUUGGACAUCCUCCUGCGACCCGAGAUCGAAGGGUUGAAGGAUGUCACCGCGAUGCCCUAUGAGGAGACCACGUUUAUUGCUAAGAUACAGGCCAAUCCCAUUGCCGAGGUCCAGUGGAGUAAAGACGGCUACGUCAUAAAACCAUCGUCCCGAUUCGACAUUGAAGAAGACAAGGCUUCGGAGACUCACAAACUGGUGGUCAAGAAGGUGACUGUCGAGGAUGCGGGAGUUUACACUGUUACCGCCAAGAAUGAGCUCGGUGAAGCUUCACAGCAAGCUAAACUCACUGUUCAUACUGACAAGCCAAUAUUCACGAAACCCCUCCAAAAGGAGACGGUGAAGGACUACGAUGACUGCACGUUGAAAGUGCGCUGUGACGGUGUACCGAAACCCGAAGUGCACUGGUACGUCAACGACAAGGAAUUGAAGAAUGAUGAGCGUCACACCAUCACCACUGAAAUAGGCGGGCAGGUCGACAGCGAGCUUGAAAUCAAGCACUUUAAUUCGACUGAUGCUGGAAAGUACAAAGUUCGAGCUGUCAAUAUAUCUGGUGAAGCAGAAUGCGAAGCGCAGAUCUCCCUGGCACAAACAACGCCCGGUUUCACUCACAAGCUGGAGCGGCAAAAGGACGUGGACGAGGGCGAGCCUUUGGAGCUUAAGGCGAAGCUUGACGGCAGCCCCAUACCCACCGCGAAAUGGUUCAAGGACGGGGCACCUCUUCCACCAGAAGAUACGCGUGUCAAACAAACCUCCCUGCCAGAUGGUACGGUGAAGUUGUCCAUCGAACAUGUCACCCCUGCCGAUUGCGGUGCUUACAAACUGGUGAUCAGCAACCCUAACGGCGAAAACUCUGCGUUAUGCGCCGUUGCUGUCAACCCAACGCCCCGUAAGCCCUCAUUCAGUGAGCCAUUAGAGGAUGUCAAGACUGUAGUUGGUCAGCCGCUCAAGUUACAGGCUCGUGUGAUGGCAUUCCCCGCUCCUGAAGUCAAGUGGUUCAAGGAUGGUCUGCCCGUUCGUCCGUCCCAAGCAGUUAACUUUAUCAAUCAACCUGGUGGUGUGAUCGGCCUCAGCAUCGACAGCUGCAAGCCAGAAGAUGCUGGCUUAUACUCGUUGACAGUCGCAAACAAAUUGGGUGACGUCGAAUCUAAGGCCAAGGUUGAAGUCACCCAGAAGGAGCGUAAACCCGCGUUUAUCGCCGAGCUAAUGCCUAUCAAGGUGAUUGAAGGGUUCCCCGCUAAGUUGGAAGUCAAAGUUCUGGGUCAUCCUCCGCCACUUAUAAAAUGGACACACAACGGCCAGGAAGUGGUUCCGGAUGGAAACCGCAUCCGCGUAGUGACGCAACCGGACGGUAUGUUCGCGUUGCUCAUCUCCGAUGUCCAGGGGCCGGAUGCUGGACAGUACGGGGUCAUUGCUGCCAAUGACAAGGGCGAGACUUCCUGCUCUGCUGAACUUAGUGUUGCCAGUCGCACGGACGACUCGUCUCCAGAAGAGAGGCCCCGCUUUGUCCACGGCCUGCGGGAGACCACUGCCGAUGAAGGCCAGGCGCUGGAGCUGAGCGCGGCGCUGGCCGGCAACCCGGCGCCCGACGUGCUCUGGACCAAGGACGGCCGCCCGCUGCUGCCCAGCGAGCGCCUGCAGCUCUCCUGCGACGGCAAGCGGGUUGGUCUGGAAAUCAAUCCAGUGGAGCUAGCCGACGCAGGCGUGUACUCAGUGAAGUUGUCGAACCCACUGGGUGAAGACAGCAGUGAGGCCAAGGUGAACGUACGCAAGAUCUACCAGCCGCCCACCUUCUCCCAGAAGUUCACUGACUUGCAGCAGCUUCCAUCAUUAGAUGCGAAGUUCUCCGCGCGCGUUCAUGGCAAGCCUACUCCCGAGGUAUCUUGGUUCAAGAACGGACAGCCACUGUCACCGUCCGACAAGUACGGGAUCAAGCGAGACGGUGAAGCGUGCUGUCUUUACGUAAGGGACCUCAAGCCAGAAGACGCAGGCAGUUACAAAUGUUUUGCAAAGAAUAAAGAAGGUGAAGCAACCUGUGAAGCGACCCUCGAGGUGGUGGAGAAAAUAGGGCGGCAGCAGCGCGCGGAGCCGCCAUCGUUCCUGAAGAAGAUCGGCGACGCGGACGUGGUGCGCGGCAUGCCCGCCAAGUUCACCGCCUGCGCCACCGGCUCCCCCGAUCCCGAUGUCGAAUGGUUCCGUAACGACGAGAAGCUGUUCCCCUGCGAACGCAUUCGCAUGGACAAGGAGACGACCGGUUUGCUGCGACUCACCAUCAGUGGCGUGGACCAGAGCGACGUGGGCACGUACCGCUGUAGGAUAUUCAACCCACACGGCGAGGACUCCUGCUCCGCACAGCUUACCUACGACACUCUGGAGCCGGUGUGUAGCAAGCGGCCGAUCUCGGAGCAGUACUCGGAGUUCGACAAGAUGAAGAAGACGGGCGUGCCGAUGCCGCUGGGCGACAAGCCCAUCAUCUCGCGCAUGGCCGACCGCCACCUCACGCUCUCAUGGCGGCCCUCCAUCCCCCACGGGCCCAGGUUCCCGGUCACUUACCAGGUUGAGAUGUGCGAGAUGCCAGACGGCGACUGGUUCACGGCGCGCACCGGCCUGAGGUCUUGCGUCUGCGACAUCCGGAACCUGGAACCCUUCAGGGACUACAAGUUCCGCGUCCGAGUCGAGAACAAAUACGGAGUGAGCGAGCCUUCACCCUACGCCAUCACACAUCGCUCCCGUUUGGAGCCCGAACCGCCAAAAUUCGUCCCCUAUUUGGAGCCCGGCAUCGAUUUCCGUCCGGAGACUUCGCCCUACUUCCCGAAGGAUUUCGAUAUCGAGCGACCUCCCCACGAUGGAUACGCUCAAGCGCCUCAAUUCCUUAGACAGGAACACGAUUCCCAGUAUGGAAUCAAAGGCCAUAAUGCCAAUUUGUUCUGGUUCGUGUACGGGUACCCUAAGCCGAAGAUGACGUACUUCUUCAAUGAUGAGCCUAUCGAGAUCGGAGGCAGAUAUGAUUGGAGCUACACCCGCAACGGACAAGCGACGUUGUUCAUUAACAAGAUGUUGGAGCGUGACGUGGGCUGGUACGAGGCCGUGGCCACCAACGAGCACGGGCAAGCUCGGCAACGAGUGAGACUGGAGCUGGCGGAGUACCCGAGGUUCAUCACCAGGCCUGAGGAGACCGUGGCGCUGCAGAGGAGGACCGCGAGGAUCGAGGCCAGGGUCACUGGAGUACCGUUCCCCGAUAUCAAGUGGUAUAAGGACUGGCAGCCACUUGCACCCAGUAGUAGAAUAAAGAUGCAAUUCCUUGAGCCGGACACGGUCAUCUUGGUGAUACACGACGUCAUCUUGAAAGAUGAAGGCCUCUAUUCGAUUUCGGCGCGAAAUGUUGCGGGCUCAGUUAGCUCCUCAGCCAUGUUGCAUGUCGAAGAGAGCGAACACGAGUACUCCACCAGAAUCCGCGAGCAUCCACCACGAGUGAAGCCGAGCACGAAGCCGUUCGGUGACUUCUACGACAUCGGCGACGAACUGGGCCGUGGCGUCCAGGGCGUUGUGUACCACGCAGCUGAAAGACUUACUGGUCGCAACUACGCGGCGAAGAUAAUGCACGGACAUUCCGCCUUGAAGCCGUUCAUGAAGAAUGAAUUGGAUAUACUGAAUCUGCUUAACGACAGGCAUCUCAUCCGCCUGUACGACGCCUACGAGCAUGAGCACACUCUCGCGCUGGUGCUCGAACUGGCUGCUGGUGGGGAACUGGUCCGCGAUCGACUGCUUAGGAGCCAGGGUUACACAGAGAGGGAGAUAGCAGGUUAUAUACGGCAGUUGCUGCGUGGACUUAAGUACAUGCACGACAACAGCGUCGCACAUCUCGGACUCACGAUCGGUGAACUGUUGCUCUCGCACGCGGGUAGCGACGAGCUGAAGCUGUGCGACUUCGGGCUGUCGCGGCGCAUCUCGCAGAACAAGCUGGCGUCCCUGGACUACGGCAUGCCGGAGUACGUGGCGCCCGAGCUGGCCGGAGGACACGGCGUCGGCUUCGCCGCGGACAUGUGGAGCGUGGGCAUCAUCACCUACAUCCUGCUCAGCGGACACUCGCCCUUCCGCGGCCACAACGAUAGGGAGACCCUCACCAGGGUGCAGGAGGGCAAGUGGGAGUGGCACGACGAGGAGUGGUGGUCGCGGAUGAGCCGCGAGAGCCGCGACUUCAUCUGGCGGCUGCUGCAGCUGGACUGGCGCGAGCGCAUGCACGUGGAUGCUGCGCUGGCGCAUCCCUGGCUCGCGUGCGCCGACAAGAUCUACCGCGACGAGUACAUCAUCAGCACCGACCGCCUCAGGAACUAUUACAAUUUAUACCGGGACUGGACCAGUAACGCACAAUGCAGAACUUGGUUCAGACGUAGGCCACUGUCUGGUGCUUUCGAUCAUCCCUCGAAGAUGGUCUACCCUCCUGGUGAAAUUUACACUCCUGAAGGGUCUCCUGAACGGGAACGCUCUCCUCACGGCCGCCCCGCUCCCGAUCUUAGCAUGCCGCACUGGGAACAUCCCGAUUGGGAGGUCUCCGCCAAAUCCGAGAGCCACUACCAGAACGGGCCGGACACGUACCUGCUGCAGCUGCGCGACGUGCAGUUCCCGGUGCGGCUGCGCGAGUACAUGAAGGUGGCGUGCCACCGCUCGCCCGCCUACAACCUCGGCCUGCACGACUCCUACGACCCCAGGACUCCAAUCAUUCACGAACGUCGCCGCUUCACCGACAUUAUGGACGAGGAGAUCGACGACGAGCGCCGCGAGAGAAUCAACAAGUACGGCUCCGAGAGCUACACCAUCCGCAGACUGAGGCACGAGCUGGGCACCAGACUCGACAGCUACGCGGAAGCCCAAGCGCUCAUGGAGUCCAAAAAGGACGGCCAGCUGCCCUUCUUCAGAGAAAAGCCUCAAAUCCUCCCCAUCAGAGAAGGCGAGCCCGCCCAACUCUCCUGCUACGCCGUCGGAGACCCAAAACCGACCAUCCAGUGGUUCAAAAACGACAUGGUCAUCGCUGAAGGACAACGCAUCAAGAUCAUCGAAGACGAUGAUGGAAGAUCGACUCUGAAAUUGGACCCGGCUAUGCACCACGACGUCGGUUUCUAUAAAGUGGUAGCGAGAAACAAGGUUGGACAAACCGUUGCUCGAACGAGAAUCGUAGAAGCGACCAACCCUGAUGCUCCAGAUAGUCCAACAGCAACCGAUGUCUCCGACACGGAAGUACUUCUCAGGUGGAAACAGCCGAAAUACGACGGCAACACCCCAGUCGUAUGUUACAGCCUCCAAUACAAAGAGGGUGACAGCGUCGAUUGGAAAACAGUGGCCGAGAACAUCGACCACGAGUUCUUCGUAGUCAGAGACUUGCAACCAGACACCAGCUACCAGUUCAGGCUGUCCUCACGCAACAGGAUCGGGUGGAGCGACAAGGGGAUCCCGACCAACUUGGUGAAGACAAAACAAGCGGGUGCUCCGAAGAUCGAGGUCACAAAGGCCAUGAAACACUUACAACAGCUGACUGAGUCCGGACAAGAGAUAAUAUUAGAGGAAGAGAAGCCCAAAUUGGGCUACAGCACCGAGAAUAACCCAGUGGAAUGGUGUCCUGGCGAAUCGUUCACGGAACGCUACACUUUCAUUUCUGAACUGUGGCGCGGAAAGUUCUCUAUCGUCGUGAAGGGCAUAGACAAGACCAACGACAGUGUGGUCGUGGCGAAGAUAUUGGAAUGCCGGCCGGAAACGGAAGUUCAAGUGCAAAGGGAGUUCGAGUGCUUGAGGAGGCUCAGACACGAGAGGAUAUCCAACUUAUUAGGGGCCUACCAGACCCCCGGAACCCCUUACGCGGCAUUGAUUUUAGAAAAGCUCCAAGGCGCCGACGUACUGACGUACCUCUCCAGUCGUCACGACUACACGGAACAGAUGGUCGCGACCAUUGUUAUCCAGAUACUUGACGCCCUGCAAUAUUUGCAUUGGCGAGGGUACUGCCACCUGGACCUGCAGCCAGAUAACGUGGUGCUGUCGUCCGUCCGCGCGAUCCAGGUUAAGCUGAUCGACUUCGGGUCCGCAUACAGGGUCACCAAGCUGGGCACCAGCGUUCCUCAAGUUGGGGAAUUGGAAUACAAAGCACCGGAGGUGAUCAACGACGAGCCAGCGUACCCGCAGACCGACAUCUGGUCCUUGGGCGUGCUGACCUACAUAAUGCUGUCGGGCGUCUCUCCAUUCCGUGGGGCGGACGAUGCGGAGACCAAGCAGAACAUCUCCUUCGUGCGAUACCGUUUCGAGCACCUUUACAAGGAGAUCACGCAGGAGGCGACCCGUUUCCUGAUGUUCGUGUUCAAGAAGGUGCCCCUGAAGAGGCCGUCAGCAGAAGAGUGCCACGAGCACCGCUGGCUCGCGCAGUCCGACUUCAUACACAAGAAGCGGGAGAGAGCCGUCUUCUUGGGCAACAGAUUAAAGGAAUUCUCUGAGGAGUACCAUGAGAAGAAAGCCAGGGAAGCGUCACAGGCGGACACAGUUGCGACGGCUUUCGGCCAAAUUGCCGCGCGGCAUCUCACGCGCUCCAACAGCAUCCAGGAGGAACUGCUCACCAACUUCUCCAGCCAGUGA
Messenger RNA from Parnassius mnemosyne (clouded apollo), 19467 nucleotides. Lineage: Eukaryota; Metazoa; Arthropoda; Insecta; Lepidoptera; Papilionidae. The record is from the annotation of a GenBank genome assembly.